Sorex fumeus (smoky shrew) is the source of this 1096-nucleotide messenger RNA. It is a transcript of the gene TMEM176A, whose product is annotated as transmembrane protein 176A. The record is from RefSeq and is a predicted model, not a curated record. The transcript is spliced from 7 exons. Gene Ontology annotation, cellular component: membrane. Bases 134 to 865 code for a protein of 243 amino acids. Lineage: Eukaryota; Metazoa; Chordata; Mammalia; Eulipotyphla; Soricidae.
CGCGCUGGCCACUCCCCAGUGCUUCCCUCCUCUCCGGCAGCCCAACCCAGCCCGUGGCCGCACACACUGACCCCCACAGAUUUACCCAGGCCUCAGGAUAGCAGCACCACCAGCCUCUCCUCCGUGCAGAGGGAUGACUGCGGGCAUGGACGCGGCUGAGGGCGCCUGCGAGGUGGCCCCCGGGGGCCCCCAGCCCUCAAGCAUCGACGUGCACAUCCAUCAGGAGUCCUUCCUGGCCCAGCUGCUGAAGGGCCUCAUCGCCCGCCUGCAGGCACCCCGGCCGGCCGCCCCCACCCGCGGGGCCCGGCUGCUGGCGGCCUCCUGGGUGAUGCAGAUCGUGCUGGGGGUACUGGCCUGCCUCCUGGGAGGAGUCCUCUACCUCUGCCAGUACUCCAGCGUGCGCUACUCCGGAGCGGCCUUCUGGACCGGCGGCGUGGCUGUGCUGGCUGGGGCCGUGGCUUUCAUCUACGAGAAGCAACGCGGCAUCUUCUGGGCCUUCCUGAAGACCUUGCUCAUCGUGGGGGUUUUCACCACUGCCGUGAUCGCCAUUGUGAUGUUAACUAAUAAUUUCCACGACUUCAAUUACCCCUAUGACGGAGACAGCAUCUGCGACGUCUCCAGCGAUGACUGGCCCACCCGCGCCCCCACCACUCCCAGCCCCGAGGAGACCCAGAGGAAGGACCAGUGUGAAUCCUACGCACGCUUUCUGAGGGCCAUGGCCAUAAGCCUCCAUGCCACCCUCUUCGCCUUCUGGGUGCUACUGAUCAUCACAUCCCUGACCCCGCUGGCUCUGUUCUUCUGGACAACCUGCAUUUCCAAGAAGAAAAAGGACCAGAAGAAACUGCUGACAGGGAACGGCAUCUAGACGCUCUGCUUCGAGGGCUGGCCGGGAGCACUGCCAGGCUGAGCAUCCUGGGUCCUGACUUCUGGAUGGAGAACCAGAGCGGGCAAGAGGCAGUCCAGCAGCCCCGAGGCCUGUCCCACGGCCACUGCUUCCCUGCUGAAGGACACCUGUCACCCCUGCUCACAGUCACCGCCCUGCCAGCUUUGGGCCCCUGAGUGAUGCCAAUAAUAAACUCACGCUGCUGCCUCCGUC